ACACACACACACACACACACACACACACACACACACACGGCUGGUAGUGGUCUUGCCCUGGGCUCAGCGGCCGUUCUGCCAGGGUGCACCCCCCCCCCGCCUCACGGACCAUGAGGGGCACAAGCCAAGUGGGGGCUAUCCGCUAGCUCAGCCAAUUCGGGGUUCAGUUCUAAAAGUUGGGGGGCUGACCCUUGUGCAGGGGGUGGGGGCUCAGGCCUUCCUCGGCCCCCACCAGCUGGAGGAAAGGCCGUGUCCCUUUUCUGCCAUCCUGGGAGGGGGGGCAGCCCCGGUGGUCUCUGGGCAGCUCAUCGAGGGGAGAAGCAACUUGGAGCAACGAAGGAGAAACUUCCUGACGGUGGGGAACAAUGAGCCGGUGGAACGGCUUGCCACCGGACGUUGGGGCUGCUGCUCCGUCCACUGGAGGCUUUCGAGAAAAAACUUGUCUGGAAUGGUGCCCGAGCAGGGGGCUGGACUAGAAGACCUCUCAAGGUCCCUUCCAACUCUGCCAUUCUGGGCUGGGUUCCAGUUCUGGAAGGGCCCCGGGGUCCAACCCUCCCCGGAGAUGCCCCCGAUGGCCUCGGACCCGGGACCCUCCGGGCAUGCAGCCACCUGGACGGUGUCCGACCUCUUGCGCUUCUCCCCGCCCUGCUCUCCGGCCCCACCUCCUCGCCGCCCCGCCUGGCAUCGUUACCGCCUCUCGGAAAGCAUGAAGGGGCUGUUGGUGGCCCUGCUGGGGGGCGGCGUGCCCGCCGGUUUUGUGGCCCCGUUCAGCCGCAUCGUCAAUGAGAUUUCGGGGAUGCCCUCCCUGGAGAUCCUGUUCUUCCGCUGCUGCCUCCACCUGCUCUUUGCCGGCUACCUGCACUACCAGAAGGUGUCGUGCUUCGGGCCCUCGGAGGUACGCCAGCGGACCCUGCUCCACGCCUCGGUCAACGUCAUCUCCAUUGCCUGCGCCUAUAGUUCCUUCAUGAUGGUGCCCAGCGGCAACGCGGCCACCGUGCGCAAAGGCUCCUCCACCAUCUCCUCCGUCCUGCUGGCCUUCUGCAUCGAGAACAGCCAGCUGACCGGCUACGACUGGUUCGGGCUGGUGGGCAGUACGCUGGGCUUGAUCAUCAUGGUGGUGCCGGACCUGUUGAGUUUGGACAAGAGCACCCAGAUCUAUGACACCUUUGGCUACGUCUUGGCCUGCUCGGGAGGCAUGGCGUUGGCCUUAGGGCUGGUGAUUUUCCGAACGCUGGACUUCCCGGCCAAGCUGAUGACCGUGGCCUUCCUCUUUGGCGUGGUGGGAAGCUUGAUCUGCUCACCGAUGAUGUUCCUCCUCCAGAAGCCGGUGAUGGUGCUGAAUCCGCUCACCGGGAUGUACGUGGUGACCAUCAGCCUCCUGGCCUUAUUCUCCUUCUUGUGCGCCAGCUACGCAGUGACAAAAGCACACCCGGCUUUGGUGUGCGCUGUCUUGCACUCCGAAGUGGUGGUGACCCUGGCCGUCCAGUACUACGUGCUACGGGAGGCCGUCACGCCCUUCGACAUCAUGGGGGCUGGCGUCAUCUUGGGCAGCAUCGCCAUCAUCACCGCCCAGAACAUCAGCUGCCAUCCGGCCGAGGAAGAGGAUGGAUCGAUCGUACAGCAGAAAGGGAUCAAGUACACCAAGGAGGCGGUUGGUCAAAGCAGGCACCAACUGGCAGAUUGUACGGCAGAAAGGGAUCGCGGAGAUUAAGGGGGUUGUUGGUCAAAGCAGGCACCAACCGGCAGAUUGCAUGGCAGAAAGGGAUGGAGGAGAUUAAGGAGGCAGUUGGUCAAAGCAAGCACCAACCGGCAGAUUGCAUGGCAGAAAGGGAUAGAGGAGAUUAAGGAGGCAGUUGGUCAAAGCAAGCAUCAACUGGCAGAUUGAUGGCAGAAAGGGAUAGAGGAGAUUAAAGAGGCAGUUGGUCAAAGCAAGCACCAACCGGCAGAUAGCAUGGCAGAAAGGGAUAGAGGAGAUUAAGGAGGCAGUUGAUCAAAGUAGGCACCACCUGUACAGUAGAAAGGGAUCAAGUAGAUUAAACAGGCAGUUGGUCAAAGCAGACACCAACUGUACAGUAGAAAGGGAUCAAGUACGCCAAGAAGGCAGUUGGUUAAAGCAGGAACCAACCAGCAGAUUGCAUGGCAGAAAGGGAUCAAGGAGAUUAAGGAGGCAGUUGGUCAAAGUAGGCACCAACCGGCAGAUUGCAUGGCAGAAAGGGAUCAAGGAGAUUAAGGAGGCAGUUGGUCAAAGCAGGCACCAACCGGCAGAUUGCAUGGCAGAAAGGGAUAGAGGAGAUUAAGGAGGCAGUUGGUCAAAGCAAGCACCAACCGGCAGAUUGCAUGGCAGAAAGGGAUAGAGGAGAUUAAAGAGGCAGUUGGUCAAAGCAGGCACCAACCGGCAGAUAGCAUGGCAGAAAGGGAUAGAGGAGAUUAAGGAGGCAGUUGGUCAAAGUAGGCACCACCUGUACAGUAGAAAGGGAUCAAGUAGAUUAAACAGGCAGUUGGUCAAAGCAGACACCAACUGUACAGUAGAAAGGGAUCAAGUACGCCAAGAAGGCAGUUGGUUAAAGCAGGAACCAACCAGCAGAUUGCAUGGCAGAAAGGGAUCAAGGAGAUUAAGGAGGCAGUUGGUCAAAGUAGGCACCAACCGGCAGAUUGCAUGGCAGAAAGGGAUCAAGGAGAUUAAGGAGGCAGUUGGUCAAAGCAGGCACCAACCGGCAGAUUGCGUGGCAGAAAGGGAUAGAGAAGAUUAAGGAGGCAGUUGGUCAAAGCAGGCACCAAACGGCAGAUUGUAUAACAGAAAAGGAUUGAGGAGAUUAAGGACGCAGUUGAUCAAAGUAGGCACCAAUUGUACAGUAGAAAGGGAUCAAAUAGAUUAAACAGGCAGUUGGUCAAAGCAGACACCAACUGUACAGUAGAAAGGGAUCAAGUACGCCAAGAAGGCAGUUGGUUAAAGCAGGAACCAACCAGCAGAUUGCAUGGCAGAAAGGGAUCAAGGAGAUUAAGGAGGCAGUUGGUCAAAGUAGGCGCCAACCGGCAGAUUGCAUGGCAGAAAGGGAUCAAGGAGAUUAAGGAGGCAGUUGGUCAAAGCAGGCACCAACCGGCAGAUUGCAUGGCAGAAAGGGAUCGAAGAGAUUAAGGAGGCAGUUGGUCAAAGCAGGCACCAACCGGCAGAUUGCACGGCAGAAAAGGAUAGAGGAGAUUAAGCGGGCUGUUGGUCAAAGCAGGCGCCAACCGGCAGAUUGCAUGGCAGAAAGGGAUAGAGGAGAUUAAGGAGGCAGUUGGUCAAAGCAGGCGCCAACCGGCAGAUUGCAUGGCAGAAAGGGAUAGAGGAGAUUAAGGGGGCUGUUGGUUUACGCAGGCGCCAACCGGCAGAUUGCACGGCAGAAAGGGAUAGAGGAGAUUAAGGAGCCAGUUGGUCAAAGCAGGCACCCACUCUGAUGGGGAGGCCUGGAAGAAGACCAGCGGGGGCCUUAUGGCAGCCACGGAAGAGCGGGCAAUUUGCGGUGCCAGAGAACCAUCACCGAAUUCCAAGCCAAAUCUUGGAGGCUGGUGGAGGAAUAGAGACGGGUGUUUAUCCAUCAACGUAAUCGUCAUCCUUACGGAUCCACCAAAGAAGCAGGCAAUUUUUGUGUCCCAAAAUUCUUGGCUGGACCACGAAGCCGCCCUCUGCUAGGUGGCCCUGUUGGAGCCGCGCCCCGCAGGCCAGGCCACCGGACAUCUGGACGGCAAGGCUAGUCCGAGACCCAUUGACCUUUGGGGUGGAAGGGACCUUUUGGACCAGGCCGAGAAGCCGGGAGCGAGACCCUGGCAAGGUCAAUGAAGGCUCCUGUGGAAAUUGUGAGAUUCUAGUAUUUGUGUUGUGUUUUGCGUUUGCAGUGGGUAUGUUGAGGAAGGGAAAGCAGGGGGGAGGCUGAGGGGGGCCUCAGUCUCCAUCUGGAGCGUCCGUUGGUUUUCAAAAGUGGUUUUGAAGGAGAGGUUUGGGCCUCCAGACCAGGUUUUUUCAAGCUAGGCCCCUUUUAAGAUGGGUGGACUUCAAC
Molecule: messenger RNA, 4037 nt
Organism: Crotalus tigris (Tiger rattlesnake)
Lineage: Eukaryota; Metazoa; Chordata; Lepidosauria; Squamata; Viperidae
Gene: SLC35G6
Product: solute carrier family 35 member G6
Exons: 2
Coding region: 449-1711 (420 amino acids)
Source: RefSeq, a predicted model, not a curated record